AUGAAGAUCUCGUCAGCCAUUGCCACCCUUGCCGCUUUUGCUACUGUUGUCAAUGCAGCUCGGCCUUCUUACAAGCUCAUUCCCGAUCCAGAGGGACAAUACCCUCGUCUUGGUGCAUGCCCUGAUGAACAUGCUUGUAUUUUUCCUCCCGAUGUCUCAACUUUCUUACCUGGUGCCUACUUUGAUUUGCGUGUGGAAUUGCAUGCUUAUGAUAAGGACAACAGCACGGUGCCUGAGCCAUACACAUCCUUCAAGACUUUGGUACGCAAAGAUGGCAAGGGCAAAUGGCAAAAUGCCGACGACUUUUUUGGCUUUGAGCAAACACCCGCUUUGGAGAACUGGAACUUUACAUGGGCCAACACUAUCGAGGCCACUCUGAAGGAGGAGGCUGGUGUUGAUGUUGCUGUUACCUCGCGUAUUUGGCGUAAAAUCAAAUUUGAUGAGCCGGGUACAUAUGACGUAGCUGUGCAGUAUGGUCCCAAGGAUUAUUACACCGUGCGCUAUAAUGUUGUUCAGCCCAAGGCAUCAAAGAAGAAGGCUAAAAACGCCAUCCUUUUCAUUGCUGAUGGAUGCAACGUUGGUAUGAUUACGGCUGCUCGUGCUCUUGGUCGUAUGCACACAUCUGGAAAGUACCACAACCUGUUAUCCUUUGAAGACUUUGACAACCUUGGUCAUGUGCUCACCAAUUCAGUGGAUGGUUUGGUCACCGACUCUGCCAACUCGGCUUCUGCUUAUGCUACUGGACACAAGGCUAGCGUCAAUGCUCUUGGUGUUUACGCAGACUCGUCAUCCGAUCCAUUUGACGAUCCCAAGGUUGAGCUCAUCACCGAAUUGAUCCGCCGUCGUCAACCAGGCAAGGCUGUAGGUGUUGUCUCUACCGCUUAUGGCCAGGAUGCAACACCAGCUGCAUUUUACGUGCACACUCGCAGAAGAAGCGAAUCAGGCCAUAUUGUAGAUCAACUCGCUAACGGUGUUGCAAAUUGGACUGAUCCUGUGGCUCCUGAUGUGUGGCUUGCUGGUGGUGCCGAAUACUUCAAGGGUGAAGAAGCAUUGAAUGAGACAGACUAUUACGAUUAUCUCCAAGAUCAUGGCUACAAACUUGUCUUGAACAAAAACGAGCUCAAGAAAUACAAGGACGAUGAAAAGUUGCUUGGUGUAUUCCGCACUGGAAAUCUUGAUACCUGGAUGGAGCGCAAUAUCCUCGUCAACAACACCGUUGGCAAUGGUGCUGCCCCUGAUUUAAGCGGCAAGGAUGCUCUCGGUUCCGAUCAACCUGGCUUGACUGAUAUGACGCUGAAGGCUCUUGAGGUGUUGAAAAAGCGUGGUGGUGAUGAUGGUUUCUUUUUGAUGUCUGAAGCUGCAUCGGUUGACAAGCAGCUUCAUCCUCUGGAUUUCACGCGUGCUUACGGCGAGCUCUUGGAAAUGGAUGUCACUAUCGCCAAGACUGUGGAAUGGCUUAAAAAGAAUGGAGAAUACGAGGACACCCUUAUCUUGUUCACCGCUGACCAUGCCCAUCCAUUUGAUGUCUGGGGCUCGGUUGACCAAGAGUAUAUUCAACGCAAGACUUCUUCUGAAAGAGAGAUGCGUGAUUCUAUUGGUCUCUAUGCAGCUUCUGGUUGGCCUGGAUACUAUGAUGAGGAUGGUGAUGGUUUCCCUGACAACUGGCACCCUAAAAUCACCUUGGCUGCCGGUGUGAAUGAUGGACCUGAUCAUUAUGAAGCAUUUGCAUUCCCUGCUACUGGCACUCGUGUUCCUGCUGUCAAAGAGGAUGGUAUCUAUGUAGCAAACAAGGAAGAUCAAGCUGGCAAUUAUGGAGCUGGUCUCGAAUGGCAUGGUAAUCUUCCUGUUUCCGAGUCCCAAGGCGUUCAUUCAAUGUCUGAUGUAUUUAUUUACUCAAAUGGCCCUGGCUCUGAGCUCUUCAAAAAGACAAUUGAAAAUUGGCAGGUCUUUUUCGGUUUAACUGAGGCGCUUGGCCUUCAGGAGCCUGUCGAAGGUGAAAACAAGAAUUAG
Lichtheimia ornata is the source of this 2010-nucleotide messenger RNA. RefSeq lists its product as uncharacterized. Bases 1 to 2010 code for a protein of 669 amino acids. Gene Ontology annotation, biological process: dephosphorylation. Lineage: Eukaryota; Fungi; Mucoromycota; Mucoromycetes; Mucorales; Lichtheimiaceae. Gene Ontology annotation, molecular function: alkaline phosphatase activity. The transcript is spliced from 12 exons. The record is from RefSeq and is a predicted model, not a curated record.